UGGCGGCGCGCGCACAGUGUGCUGGACUGGAGACCGGCGGUCCUUCCGAGCCCUGAUUUGGUCGUCAGGUUCCUGCCUCCCUUUAGCUGUGGCUUCGCGGGGUGGUGGGUGCCGCCAGUCUUUCUGUUCUGCCUCCCCCGCAGACACGCAUGUUGUCCUUGGGUCGCAGCGCGCGCCGGGUCGCGGCGACUCUGGUUCCCCAGACGUGGCUCUGGUGUGCGAGGAAUGACACAGCCUCGACAGUUCGUCGCCUCAGCUCUCCCUCUCCGAGAUACGACGUUAUUGUCAUCGGGGGUGGCCACGCGGGCGUAGAGGCAGCCGCGGCGGCAGCUCGGCUGGGAACCCAGACACUGCUUCUCACGCAUAAGAUAGAUACCGUAGGACAAAUGUCAUGUAAUCCUUCCUUUGGUGGAAUUGGGAAAGGUCAUCUGGUAAGGGAAGUGGAUGCACUGGAUGGGCUCUGUGCUCGAAUUUGCGAUCAGUCUGGAGUGCAUUAUAAAGUACUAAACAAGCGCAAGGGACCUGCUGUCUGGGGUCUCCGAGCUCAGAUAGACAGAAAGCUCUACAAAGUGAACAUGCAGAAAGAAAUUCUCCAAACGCCCUGUCUGACAGUGUGUGAGGCAUCUGUGGAAGAUCUUCUACUGACAGAACCAGAAGCUGGGAGUCCUGGGAAAUGCUGUGUCAGCGGAGUCAUUCUGGGGGAUGGAAGGAGAGUGCAUGCUGGGAGCGUUAUUCUGACCACAGGGACGUUUCUAAGAGGGAUGAUCCUCAUUGGACUGGAAAUGCAUCCUGCUGGGCGGAUGGGAGAUCAGCCCUCCAUUGGCCUUGCUCAGACUUUGGAGAAGUUGGGAUUUACUGUGGGCAGACUCAAGACCGGGACUCCACCCCGGCUGCUGAAAGACUCCAUUGACUUCAGUGUUAUGGCGAGACAACGGGCUGACGACCCUCCUGUGCCGUUCAGCUUCCUUAGUGAAGCGGUGUGGAUCAAGCCAGAACAUCAGCUUUUAUGUUACCAGACCCAUACCAACCCCAAAGUGGAACAGCUCAUCCGGGACAACCUUCACCUGAACAAUCACAUCAAAGAGACAACAAAAGGACCUCGGUACUGCCCCUCACUUGAGUCUAAAAUUCUGCGUUUUCCAAACCGUGUGCAUCAGCUCUGGCUUGAGCCUGAGGGUCUAGAUUCCAAUGUCAUCUACCCACAGGGAAUGUCAAUGACGUUGCCAUCUGAAAUCCAGGAGGAGCUUGUCACUCACAUUAGGGGUUUGGAGAAAGCAAAAAUUGUGCAGCCAGGCUAUGGAGUUCAGUAUGAUUUUCUGGACCCACGUCAGCUGACUGCCUCCCUUGAGUCUCGUCUUGUUCAGCGGCUCUUCUUCGCAGGACAGAUAAAUGGCACAACGGGCUAUGAGGAGGCUGCAGCCCAGGGUAUAAUUGCUGGAAUCAAUGCUGGCCUACGAGUAAAAGGGAAACCUCCCUUUAUCGUCAGUCGUACUGAAGGUUACAUUGGCGUUUUGAUUGAUGAUCUCACAACUCUGGGCACUGAUGAACCAUACCGGAUGUUCACAAGCCGUGUGGAGUUUCGGAUGUCUCUGCGUCCAGAUAACGCAGACAGCAGGCUCACCUUCCGAGGCUACGCUGAAGCUGGCUGUGUGUCCCAAAAGCGAUAUGACCAAGCCUCUCGGAUGAAUGCAAUGUUGGAAGAAGGAAUUGAAGCACUGAAGUCUAUUGAGUUCAGCGGCACAAAAUGGGCUCGAUUGAUUCCAGAGGCUACCAUAAGUACUAAUCGCAGCUCACUUCUCAGCGCUUUGGACAUCCUUCAGUACCAAGAGGUCAAUAUGGAGAUUUUGGCAAGAGUUUUCUCAGAGCCCCUGAAAAAGUUUGCUGAAUGGAGACAACUGGCUCAGAGGUUGAAAACAGAAGCUGUAUACAAGCGGCCUGUGUCCUUUCAGAGGGCUGAAAUAGAAGAAGUGCGUCGAGAUGAGGCUCUCCAGCUGCCAGAGGAUCUGGAUUAUUUUGCCAUCAAUGCAUCACUAUCCCAGGAAGUGCGAGAAAAAUUGGAUUCCCACCGACCUCAGACGAUUGGAGCUGUCAACCGAAUCCCUGGAAUUACACCAGCUGCUAUUUUCAAUCUGCUAAAAUUUGUGAAAAUCAGUCACCAAAGAGCAAAAAGAACAGAGGGGAUUAAGUAAUUUAUCUAGAACUGAUAGCCUCUUUUCAGAUGCAGAUUUGCUGGGGCAAUGAAAAUUUAAAGUUGCUGAUGGAAAUAUUCUUUUGUGCAGAAGCCAUUAAACUUAUUUAUAUGUGGUCCCUGAGCAUGUGGCUAUAAGAUUGUCCGCAUAGUAUGAAUGGAUGGACGACAGACAUAUUUGUAGUAGUACAGUACAAUAGAAUGGGAAGAACUAGAUAUCUCUUCAAGA
Gekko japonicus is the source of this 2417-nucleotide messenger RNA. RefSeq names its product mitochondrial tRNA translation optimization 1 (gene MTO1). The record is from RefSeq and is a predicted model, not a curated record. The transcript is spliced from 12 exons. Gene Ontology annotation, cellular component: cytosol. Bases 150 to 2189 code for a protein of 679 amino acids. Gene Ontology annotation, molecular function: flavin adenine dinucleotide binding. NCBI's taxonomy places the organism in Eukaryota, Metazoa, Chordata, Lepidosauria, Squamata, Gekkonidae. Gene Ontology annotation, biological process: tRNA wobble uridine modification; tRNA methylation.